GACAACUAUUGCUAGCCCAACUAGUACAAUAUCAGAAAUAACUUUUUCCACAACAGAAGGUACAACAACCACAGCUCCAACAACAGAAUUUUCCACAAAUUUGUACACAAUAGAAGCUACAACCACCACAGCACCAACAUCUGCACUGACAACUAUUACUAGCCCAACAAGUACAAUAUCAGAAACAACCAUUGCCUCACCAGAAGGUACAACAACCACAGCACCAACAACAGCAGAAACAACUGCAAUGACAACUACUACUAACCCAAAAAGUACAAUAUCAGAAACAACCAUUGCUAAAACAGAAGGUACAACAACCACAGCACCAACAACAGCAGAAACAACUGCAGUGACAACUACUUCUAGCCAAACAAGUACAAGAUCAGAUUCAACUUUUGCCUCAACAGAAGGUACAACAACCACAGCACCAACAACAGCAGAAACAACCACAGUGACAACUACUACUAGCCCAACAAGUACAAUAUCAGAAACAACCUUUGCCACAAUAGAAGGUACAACAACCAGAGCACCAAAAACAGAAUUUACCACAAAUUUGUACACAACAGAAGCUACAACAACCACAGUACCAACAUCUGCAGUGACGACUACUACUAGCCCAACAAGUACAAUAUCAGAAACAACAUUUGCCACAACAGAAGGUACAACAACCACAGCACCAACAACAGCAGAAACAACUACAGUGACAACCAUUACUAGCCGACCAAGUACAAUAUCAGAAACAACUUUUGCCACAACAGAAGGUACAACAACCACAGCACCAAGAACAGCAGAAACAACUACAGUGACAACUACUACUAGCCCAACAAGUACGAUAUCAGAAACAACCUUUGCCACAACCGAAGGUCCAACAACCACAGCAGCAACAACAGCUGACACAAGUGCAGUGACAACUACUACUAGCCCAACAAGUACACGAUCAGAAACAACUAUUGCCACAUCAGAAGGUACAACAAUCAAAACACCAACAACAGCAGAAACAACUGCAGUGAGAACUACUACUAGCCCAACAAGUACAAUAUCAGAAACAACCUUUGCCACAACAGAAGGUACAACAACCAGAGCACCAAAAACAGAAUUUACCACAAAUUUGUACACAACAGAAGCUACAACAACCACAGCACCAACAUCUUCAGUGACGACUACUACUAGCCCAACAAGCACAAUAUCAGAAACAACCUUUGCCACAAAAGAAGGUACAACAACCACAGCACCAACAACAGCAGAAACAACUACAGUGACAACCAUUACUAGCCGACCCAGUACAAUAUCAGAAACAACUUUUGCCACAACAGAAGGUACAACAACCACAGCAGCAACAACAGCUGACACAACUGCAGUGACAACUACUACUAGCCCAACAAGUUCAAUAUCAGAAACAACUUUUACCACAUCACAAGGUACAACAACCACAGCACCAACAACAGCAGAAACAACCACAGUGACAACUACUACUAGCCCAACAAGUACACCAUCAGAAACAACUAUUGCCACAUCAGAAGGUACAACAACCAGAACACCAACAACAGCAGAAACAACUGCAGUGCCAACUACUACUAGCCCAACAAGUACAAUAUCAGAAACAACCUUUGCCACAACAGAAGGUACAACAACCACAGCACCAACAACAGCAGAAACAACUGAAGCGACAACUACUACUAGCCCAACAAGUACAAUACCAGAAACAAUCUUUGCCACAACAGAAGGUACAACAACCACAGCACCAAAAACAGAAUUUACCACAAAUUUGUACACAACAGAAGCUACAACAACCACAGCACCAACAUCUGCAGUGACGACUACUACUAGCCCAACAAGUACAAUAUCACAAACAACCUUUGCCACAACAGAAGGUACAACAACCACAGCACCAACAACAGCAGAAACAACUACAGUGACAACUACUACUAGCCCAACAAGUACAAUAUCAGAAACAACAUUUGCCAUAAUAGAAGGUACAACAACCACAGCACCAACAACAGCAGAAACAACUGAAGUGACAACUACUACUAGCGCAACAAGUACACGAUCAGAAACAACUAUUGCCACAUCAGAAGGUACAACAACCAAAACACCAACAACAGCAGAAACAACUGCAGUGCCAACUACUACUAGCCCAACAAGGACAAUAUCAGAAUCAACCUUUGCCACAACAGAAGGUACAACAACCACAGCACCAACAACAGCAGAAACAACUGAAGCGACAACUACUACUAGCCCAACAAGUACAAUACCAGAAACAAUCUUUGCCACAACAGAAGGUACAACAACCACAGCACCAAAAACAGAAUUUACCACAAAUUUGUACACAACAGAAGCUACAACAACCACAGCACCAACAUCCGGAGUGACAACUGUUACUAGCCCAACAAGUACAAUAUCAGAAAAAACGUUUGCGUAA
Molecule: messenger RNA, 2419 nt
Organism: Hemibagrus wyckioides
Lineage: Eukaryota; Metazoa; Chordata; Actinopteri; Siluriformes; Bagridae
Product: mucin-2-like
Exons: 2
Coding region: 248-2419 (723 amino acids)
Source: RefSeq, a predicted model, not a curated record